AGUGACAAACCUAUAAAAGCCAGCCAAACAACCUUUCUUUCUCUCUGUGUUAAGCUACUGCCUGUCUCAUCCCAGUCUAGAUUUUCUAUAUUUAUACUCUGCCCUGCAAGAAAACCUUGCCUUGCCUUUGUCUUGCUCUUGCCCUUUGGGGUGGAGGUGCUCUAAUGUACGCAAGCGGCAGAUGAUAAGCUCUUUCAAUUAGUCCACCUCAUUUUGAAGCUUUUGAGCAACUACCAGAGAUAGGUCGAAGACAAUGCUCUGUCAAAGUUUGAAAAGCCAACUCAACCAACCUACCUUGAGUCCAAGUUUUUGGAUCCCCUCGGCCUAUAAAAGCCACUAGGACUAUAAAAGCCAGCCAAACAACCUUUCUUUCCCUCUGUGUUAAGCUACUGCCUGUCUCAUCCCAGUCUAGAUUUUCUAUAUUUAUACCCUGCCCUGCAAGAAAACCUUGUCUUGCCUUUGCCUUGCCCUUGCCCUUUGGGGUGGAGGUGCUCUAACGUACGCAAGCGGCAGAUGAUAAGCUCUUUCAAUUAGUCCACCUCAUUUUGAAGCUUUUGAGCAACUACCAGAGAUAGGUCGAAGACAAUGCUCUGUCAAAGUUUGAAAAGCCAACUCAACCAACCUACCUCGAGUUCAAGUUUUUGGAUCCCCUCGGCCUAUAAAAGCCAGCCAAACAACCUUUAUUUCCCUAUGUGUUAAGCUACUGCCUGCCUCAUCCCAGUCUAGAUUUUUUGUAUUUAUACCCUGCCCUGCAAGAAAACCAUUUCCUCUUGGCUCUUGUAAAUUAAAGCAAUGGAGCUCCCAGCCUUCCACCCUUACCAAUAUGUCUUCCCUUCUCAUCUCAUUUAUCCAUAUCACUUGGCCCCUGAAAACUACGUCCACUGGACUGAGACCUCAGAGUCUCACAUUUUCUCUGUUGACCUCCCUGGUGUUAGGAAAGAGGAAAUAAAAGUAGAAGUAGAGGACUCAAUAUACCUCAUAAUUCGAACACAGAGAAUUGAUGAAGCCACAGAUCCCAGCAGGAACUUUAUGAGGAAGUUUCGGAUUCCGAGUAGGGUUGAUCUCGAACGGAUUUCAGCUGGAUAUGAAGAUGGAGUAUUGACAGUCACAGUGCCAAAAUUUUCAAGGAGGACUUUCUUUAUUGACCCAGCUGAUGUCCCAGAACGGCUUGAAGUUCUUGCAAGGGCUGCUUGAUUUCAAACAUGGCAAUUAUUAAUAAUUUUAUUAUUAUUAUGUUAUAAUUAGGUGCGAAGUUCUAGUACUGAUGAGAGUGAUGUUUCGUUUCCAAUGAAGGAAAUAUAACCAUAUAUGGGAAAUUGAAGAAAGAGGAUAAAACUGUGGGGCCAAAUAAUUGAAGCUGAACUGUGGGGCUUGUUUUUUGGUCUGAAAAUGGCUUUGGAUAAAGGCAUCAAUAGGCUCAUCAUUGAAAUGGACUCAGCUCUUGGUGUUCAACUUAUCCAUCAAACUGAUGUAUCUCGGUUCCACCCACUUGCUGGCUUGUUGCAAGAUUGCUGCACUCUUCUAAGGCAAUUUGAGAAUUACCAGUUACAUCAUAUCUAUAGGGAAAGGAAUUGCCUUGCUGACUGCCUUGCUAGGUGGAGCUACAACCUUGACUUAGGCAUUUGUUAUUUUGAUAAUGCUCCUGCGUGGGCUAAUGAUGUUUUGGUUGAUGACCUCUUAGGGGUCUCUCGCUCUUGUCAGGUUUCUAUUGCUAAUUUGUAGCUUUUUUUGGGGUUUUACCCCCCCCAUUUCAUCAAAAAAGAAAGAGGAUAAAACUAGUGCCAAAAAAUAUCUUACGUCACGUCCCAAUCAAACCAAACAGAUAACUUGCACAGUUGGCCACAUUUACGAAAAGGAUUUUGUUCAGUCAAAUUU
This is a messenger RNA of Prunus avium (sweet cherry), 1875 nucleotides long. Its product is annotated as HSP20-like chaperones superfamily protein. The record is from RefSeq and is a predicted model, not a curated record. Lineage: Eukaryota; Viridiplantae; Streptophyta; Magnoliopsida; Rosales; Rosaceae.